AUGCUCUCCGAGCUGAGGUGCUUGGUGGGAUUAAGCUGCGUUAUCCUCCCCGUGGAGAGCAGAGUCAGCAGGAAUAAGAUAACUAUAAGGGACGCUAUAAGACAAGGCAUGGUGGAGGAGAUGAAGAGGGAUUCUCAGGUCAUAAUCUUAGGAGAGGAGGUGGCCUAGUACCAGGGAGCCUACAAGGUAAGCAAGGGUAUGCUGGAGAUGUUUGGAUAAGAGAGAGUGAUAGACACUCCUAUAACAGAGAAUGGUUUCACAGGCAUGGCUAUAGGUGCCUCCUACCUGCACCUCAGACCCAUAGUGGAGUAUAUGACUUGGAACUUUGCCUUAUAAGCCAUGAGUCAUCUAUACAACUCUGCUGCAAAGACUUUCUAUAUGUCAGGAGGAGACAUCUCGGUCCCCAUUGUCUUCAGGGGACUGAAUGGUCCGGCUGCCUCGGUAGCUGCCCAGCACUCUCAGUGUCUCGCUUAGCAUUUAGGGAAUGUACCAGGGCUUAUAGUAGUGGCCCCUUAUGAUGCCUACGACUGCAAAGGACUAAUAAAGUCAGCUAUAAGGAAUAAUAAUCCCGUGUGCUAUUUGGAGAAUGAGCUUAUGUAUUCGUAGACCUUUGAUAUUGCUGAGGAUUUUUGGUAGGAGGACUUCAUGGUUCCUAUAGGGAAGCUAAGAUAGAGAAGGAGGGUAAGGACUGCACUGUGGUAUGUUUUUUCACGUAUGGUUGGCAUAGUCUUAUAAGCUUAGAAAAUCCUAUAAGAAUAAGGAAUAGAGAUAGAGGUGGUGAAUUUGAGGACAAUAAAACCUCUGGAUCGUACGACUAUAAUAAACAGCGUGAUAAAGACUCAUAGAUUAGUUACUGUAGAGGAUGGCUAUCCGUUUUGUGGUGUGGGUGCUGAGGUAGUCUCUACUGUGAUGGAAAGUCCUGCUUUUGAUUACCUGGAUGCCAGAGUGGAGAGGGUUACUGCCUGGGAUGUUCCUCUUUCCUAUGCUUAGAAUUUGGAGAGAGCCACUCUGCCUCAGAUAGAAAAUGUAAUAAAGGCAGUAUAG
This is a messenger RNA of Entelurus aequoreus (snake pipefish), 1044 nucleotides long. RefSeq lists its product as uncharacterized. Lineage: Eukaryota; Metazoa; Chordata; Actinopteri; Syngnathiformes; Syngnathidae. Gene Ontology annotation, molecular function: pyruvate dehydrogenase (acetyl-transferring) activity. The record is from RefSeq and is a predicted model, not a curated record. Gene Ontology annotation, biological process: pyruvate decarboxylation to acetyl-CoA.